Messenger RNA from Telopea speciosissima, 398 nucleotides. RefSeq names its product ubiquitin-like protein 5. Gene Ontology annotation, biological process: mRNA splicing, via spliceosome; protein modification process. The coding region runs from base 85 to 306 and encodes 73 amino acids. Gene Ontology annotation, cellular component: cytoplasm; nucleus. Lineage: Eukaryota; Viridiplantae; Streptophyta; Magnoliopsida; Proteales; Proteaceae. The transcript is spliced from 2 exons. The record is from RefSeq and is a predicted model, not a curated record. Gene Ontology annotation, molecular function: protein binding; protein tag activity.
UUGGUCUGACUGAGUAAUUCUCGAUUGCUUGCUUCCCAAGGUGAAUUGCAGGGGAAGAGAGAGGCGAAGGAAGAGCAGGGAAAGAUGAUUGAAGUGGUGUUGAACGAUCGUCUGGGAAAGAAAGUUAGAGUGAAGUGCAACGACGAUGACACCAUCGGAGACUUGAAGAAGCUCGUUGCUGCUCAGACGGGAACGAGAGCUGAGAAGAUCAGGAUUCAGAAGUGGUACAACAUCUAUAAGGAUCACAUCACCCUAAAAGACUAUGAGAUUCAUGACGGCAUGGGCCUUGAACUCUACUACAACUAAAUUGUCUGUCCAAUCAAGGUAUGAUGGUUAGGUGUGGGUGUUGGAAAUUGUCUCUCGGUCCAGAGGAGAGGCAAUACAUGAUCAGAACUCAA